CUCAGAGACUCUAACAGCGGCAAGCAGGCUCGCGCGUUGCCAGGGCUACUCCAAAGCCCGCGUACUAGUGUACUAAAUAGUAUGGGAAGGUCAUACGCCGUCUCGCGGCCAUGAUGAUAAAGUACUCUUCUCACGUGCUGUGUAGUGCGCUAGUAUGCGGGUGAUAUAAAGGGGUGCUGCUGUGUGACAGGGUGUGGACUGGAGCCGACAGGGAAAAGCGGCACAGCGCGCAUUUUAAUACUAAAUUGAUCACCGACAGCAGGUUAAAAAGGUUCGAGAUCACCAACAAAGAUUAAAAUGUUGGACAUGACGAGCACCCAGUUCGACUCCUUCCUGUUCUGGAGGCAGCCCAUCGCCGCCUUGGACCUGUCCGAACUCGAGGACCUAGGACUCGCCGAGCCAAAAUCCAAGGAUGGGUCUUUGUCUGGGAAAACGGGGAAAAGUUCUCCCAAGCUGGAUGGAGAUGAUGACAUGGAGCUGUCAGAGUUCUCCUCCUUCAACUACUGGAAGGAGCCCAUCGCCAGCAUCGACAUGCUGGACUUCAGCCUGCUGCUGCUGUGAAACCAUGCCCCCAUACAACUACAGAUCUGCCCAUCAUGCUAAAAAGCUCCUCCCCUGACACUUCAUUGCCUCCUGAUUAUUACAGCAAUUUAGUUUUUCUCUAAAUCGUGUGUUUUCUGUCCUGACGCAGCACUGACAUUGGUCAGAGUCUCGAGUGUUAAAGAAAGUAAACGUAGAUUUUUGAUGGAGAUGAAAGUGUAAAAAAGUGUAAAUUUCAGCCUGAGCAUCAUCUUGUACCGCAGGUCGUAUUCACAGCCAUCAUGUUUGCAUCACCUGUAAAACAUAUUAUUCUACAUCUCAGUGUUUCAGUCCCAUGUGAUGAUGAUUUAUAAUACCUUUUUAUUAAACGUGAUGGAGUGGAAUGUAAUAAAGGACAGUGUUUUCUCUCUGA
Messenger RNA from Ictalurus punctatus (channel catfish), 952 nucleotides. It is a transcript of the gene mllt11, whose product is annotated as MLLT11 transcription factor 7 cofactor. The record is from RefSeq and is a predicted model, not a curated record. Lineage: Eukaryota; Metazoa; Chordata; Actinopteri; Siluriformes; Ictaluridae. Gene Ontology annotation, cellular component: cytosol; nucleoplasm. The coding region runs from base 298 to 561 and encodes 87 amino acids. Gene Ontology annotation, biological process: positive regulation of release of cytochrome c from mitochondria; apoptotic signaling pathway; positive regulation of DNA-templated transcription. The transcript is spliced from 2 exons.